CAGAGGGCUCGCGCUUUUGUGGCGGUCAUGGAGGAAACCGGAGCUGUCUUCCGGAAAGAGCUGGUGAGCAAACUGCUGCACUUGCACUUUAAAGACAAGAAGACCAAAGUCAGUGGGGAUGCGCUGCAGCUCAUGGCCGAGCUGCUCAAGAUCUUCGUUGUAGAAGCGGCCAUCCGCAGCGUCCGGCAGGCCCAGGCAGAGGGCCUGGCCCGUGUGGACGUGGAACAGCUGGAGAAGGUGCUGCCUCAGCUGCUUCUGGACUUCUAGGGUUUCCACCCUCACUGUGGCCGCCUGUUGGGAGUCAUGGCCUCUGGCUGCAGACAUGACAGAAGCUGCUGACCCACAACAUUCUCCAGCUCCCAGCAAACCACCCCUCUUCCCCAGGUCAUUCCUUCUGCCUGCUGCUGAC
Budorcas taxicolor (takin) is the source of this 409-nucleotide messenger RNA. It is a transcript of the gene CENPX, whose product is annotated as centromere protein X. Gene Ontology annotation, cellular component: FANCM-MHF complex; Fanconi anaemia nuclear complex. The transcript is spliced from 5 exons. The record is from RefSeq and is a predicted model, not a curated record. Bases 28 to 267 code for a protein of 79 amino acids. Lineage: Eukaryota; Metazoa; Chordata; Mammalia; Artiodactyla; Bovidae. Gene Ontology annotation, biological process: resolution of meiotic recombination intermediates; DNA repair; replication fork processing.